AUGGCCGACACUGACGAUACCGGUGGUCCCUCCGUUUCAGAGCCUCUGGACCUCGUCCGUCUCUCUCUCGAUGAAACUGUGUUUGUGAAGCUCCGUGGUGACCGUGAGCUUAAGGGCCGCCUUCAUGCCUACGAUAGUCACUGCAACCUGGUUCUCGGCGAUGUGGAAGAGACAAUCUACGUGGUAGAGGAGGAUGAGAAUGAGCAAGAAAUUCUGCGGACAAUCAAGAAGCAAGAAGAGAUGCUUUUCGUGCGAGGUGACUCCGUCGUCUUGAUCUCCCCCCAGGCAUGA
This is a messenger RNA of Penicillium soppii, 291 nucleotides long. Its product is annotated as U4/U6-U5 snRNP complex subunit LSM3. Bases 1 to 291 code for a protein of 96 amino acids. Gene Ontology annotation, molecular function: RNA binding. Lineage: Eukaryota; Fungi; Ascomycota; Eurotiomycetes; Eurotiales; Aspergillaceae. Gene Ontology annotation, cellular component: U6 snRNP; U4/U6 x U5 tri-snRNP complex; Lsm1-7-Pat1 complex. Gene Ontology annotation, biological process: P-body assembly; mRNA splicing, via spliceosome. The record is from RefSeq and is a predicted model, not a curated record. The transcript is spliced from 4 exons.